This is a messenger RNA of Orcinus orca (killer whale), 1257 nucleotides long. It is a transcript of the gene RNF183, whose product is annotated as ring finger protein 183. The record is from RefSeq and is a predicted model, not a curated record. Gene Ontology annotation, molecular function: ubiquitin protein ligase activity. The coding region runs from base 3 to 740 and encodes 245 amino acids. Lineage: Eukaryota; Metazoa; Chordata; Mammalia; Artiodactyla; Delphinidae. Gene Ontology annotation, biological process: protein ubiquitination. The transcript is spliced from 2 exons.
CCAUGCAAAUGAGGCACACCCACAGCUGCCUGGAAACCAGGCCGGGAGAAGUCAGAGCCCAGAGCACAUGCUGCAGGGCCGUGCUAGGCAAAGGAGCUGGAGCAGGUGGAGGAGGCGCUGAGGGAGCAGGACAUCUCCUGCCAGACCUCCCAGUGUCUGGUCUGAGGAUGGCGGAGAAGCAGAGCCGGGAGCCAGAGUGCCCUGUGUGCUGGAACCCCUUCAACAACACGUUCCACACCCCCAAAGUGCUGGACUGCUGCCACUCCUUCUGCGUGGAAUGCCUGGCCCACCUCAGCCUGGUGACUCCGGCCCGGCGCCGGCUGCUGUGUCCGCUCUGUCGCCAGCCCACUGUGCUGGCCUCCGGACAGCCUGUCACUGACCUGCCCACGGACACUGCCGUGCUCACCCUGCUCCGCCUGGAGCCCCACCACGUCAUCUUGGAAGGCCGCCAGCUCUGUCUCAAAGAUGAGCCCAAGAGCCGCUACUUCCUGCGCCAGCCCUGGGCCUACACGCUGGAACUCGGCCCCGGGCCUGGGAGCCAGACUGGACCCCCCCGGGACGUGGCCCCUACCACCAUCCCCAGCCCCAUCCCCAGCUCCAACCACGACUCUCUGAGGGGGUGUUUCCGCAACCCGCAGUUCCGGAUCUUUGCCUACCUGCUGGCUGUCAUCCUCAGCGUCUCUCUGUUGCUCAUCUUCUCCAUCUUUUGGACCAAGCAGUUUUUUGGGGGUGUGGGGUGAGCAUCUGUUCCAGACAAAGAACCACGCCUUUCUUGGUUGCUGCUGGGUAUGAGGACUGCAGAGCCUCAUUUGGGGUCGUCUUCCUUUGUAGUAUUGUUCUUUUUUACAAUCCAGGGAUCGGCUAGGCUGUGCAUCUGCUUCUGGGAAGGGAGACAGUCCUACUAUAAUGAGAACCUCUGAAAGCUAAUGGGAAAAGAUACGAAGAGAGCUCUGGGUGUGAACCACGAGUCAUGGAAGGGCCGAGAAGCAGAUCUGUGAUGCCAGGGCUACGUAGCAUGUUGUACCAAAGGGCUGGGCGAUGGCAUCCGGGAACCUGACCCACUCAGACAGCAAGCUGCAAUUCUUACUGGAGCUGCUUUGAACUCAGUUCACAUUUUUUGGAGUUGCUCUAUUAUUUGUUGCUAAAAAAUUUGGAACGUGAACUUCAAUUGUGAGCAAAUGUGUUUGUCUUCCCCUUUCAGUUUUCUCUUUGGAUGUUUUGCCACCAGUCCCAGUAAAAAUGGCCUGCAUUCAUUAA